This is a messenger RNA of Misgurnus anguillicaudatus (oriental weatherfish), 954 nucleotides long. It is a transcript of the gene nanos3, whose product is annotated as nanos homolog 3. Gene Ontology annotation, molecular function: zinc ion binding; RNA binding. The record is from RefSeq and is a predicted model, not a curated record. NCBI's taxonomy places the organism in Eukaryota, Metazoa, Chordata, Actinopteri, Cypriniformes, Cobitidae.
UUCCGCCUGCGCCCAGUUUGUUUUCGGGGUGCGCGCACUCGUGACAUGGCCUUCUCUCUGCUAGAGUACAUCGUGUCGGUUCAUGGAUCCAUGGAGUCCAAAGAUCAGGACUUUCAGCCCUGGAGAGACUACAUGGGCUUGGCGGACAUGGUGAGAGGCAUGCAGAGGACGCCGGCGCUUUUGGAGGCGUCAGGGCGUCGGAAGAGUCCGGUCGAGGGUUCAUGUAACGACGAGCGCGCCAUCGCGCCUUUGGAGUCUCCAAGUGGCCCAACGCGAGCGCGCACGGUGAAGGCGAGUGAUAAGAGUAGCGCGGGGACCGACAGAAAGUUUUGCAGUUUUUGCAAACACAACGGCGAGUCGGAGACUGUCUUCACGUCGCAUUACCUUAAAGACCGUGAUGGAGACGUCGUGUGCCCUUACCUGAGGCAGUAUGUGUGCCCACAGUGCGGGGCCACUGGGGCUAGAGCACACACCAAGAGAUUUUGUCCAUUUGUGGACGAGGCCUACUCCUCAGUGUACGUCAGAUCUUCACGUUACUGAUUCGACUGAUUUUAGAAGUGAUUUUAACGUUUGCUCUUUUUAUCAGUAGCAACAGCUUGUGUCCGAGUUUGAAUAUGUGGUUUGAUUUUGCAUGUUUUUGUCACUUUUUUUAAAUCUGCUUGCUGUGUUUUCAAUUCCUUUCGCACUAUUGUGUUGUGGGUUUUGUGUGUGUGUUUUGUGAUGUAUUUAUAAACCUUUAUAACAAACUUGUACACAGGCCUUGUAGGCUUGCUACAGGUGCACAAGCUUUACUACAACAAAGACAAGCUCUUUUCUUUGUGACCAAAUUAUUUGUAUGUAAGAAUUAUGAUCCUCUGUAGUGCGAUUUAAAAAAAGUUUUUUAUGUGAAAUUUGGUUGUUUUAUACUCUUGAUGCUGUCUGGUUUUCUUCAUCAGUAAAAAGAUGCUAACAAAA